UGUAUCACACAUAUAGACUGCGCUAUUGUUUUGUGGGGGUGACAGAGAAUAACUACGGCCGAUAUAACUUCUUGGGCGGACACAGCAGUCACUGCGAGCGUCUACGAGAAACCACAAGCAAGGACGAGAAUACGUGCCAUAUAUACCUAGGCACUGGGAUGUGAUGGAUCCAGCCUCAGCAAACAUUCGAAUAUUGAAUGAAUGUUUGAAAGGCAAUCAAGUGUGCCAUAUGACCAGAUAGGUCUUCAAAUUUUCAAAUGUUUCCGUCAAAAACGGUGCUACAACGUUCAAAGGUAUACUGCAAUGUUACUACCCUUCAAAAGUCUUACCCGCUGGCCGUGAGACUCGUAAUUACAAUUAAUGGCAGUCGCCAACUGACGACGCCCUCAUCUCCGCUUGUACACUCCAGAUCUCAACCGUUCUCAUCAUCAAUCAUGUUAACUAACUCCAAUAUGGAUAUCCAAUCUCCUCACUUUACCCAACUAGACUUUACUAUCGAUGAGAUCGACAUCAAUAUGGCUUUGGACGCGAUGAGCGCAGCAUCCGCACGCAAGCUUUGUAUGGACCCGGAAUCGCUACAGUACAAUAACGAUCCUGCAAUUUCAUUCCCCUUUCGUUUGUUUUCAGAGCUACCGUCCAAUCUAAUGAUACAACUGGAUCAUCCACGAGGCCUCGGAGCUUGGUCAUGA
Periconia digitata is the source of this 689-nucleotide messenger RNA. The record is from the annotation of a GenBank genome assembly. NCBI's taxonomy places the organism in Eukaryota, Fungi, Ascomycota, Dothideomycetes, Pleosporales, Periconiaceae.